This is a messenger RNA of Ogataea philodendri, 402 nucleotides long. RefSeq lists its product as uncharacterized. The transcript has 2 exons. The coding region runs from base 1 to 402 and encodes 133 amino acids. The record is from RefSeq and is a predicted model, not a curated record. NCBI's taxonomy places the organism in Eukaryota, Fungi, Ascomycota, Pichiomycetes, Pichiales, Pichiaceae.
AUGGAUAUUGGCAAAUAUUCUAUUGGAAUUUUGCGAGUAGGUCAGCAGCGACUGUCGAUCGAAGCACCAACUCCGGUGACCUGGUCGGUGAACACGUUUGAUCUUGCGUCAACGGACAUCGGAAGAAACCCGAGACCCGUCUUGGACGACCACAGGUUCAGAUACGUUCUGCGCGAAACGAGCUCAAAGAUCGGGUCGUUGGUAAGUCUCGAGAGAAGUCCGAACUCCAAGAUCAACGACGUUAUUCCGGCAGUGCACUGUUCUCUUUGGAGGUUUUUGGGCACCUUUUGCGGACCGUAUUUGAGGUUUGUACGAGGAAAGGGGACCCCCGACUUGUUUUCGAAUGCAAGGACCAGUCGCUUGCCCAUGUCGUAUGCUAAUUUAAGUAAGAAGCCGUCGUAG